Scomber japonicus (chub mackerel) is the source of this 3045-nucleotide messenger RNA. Its product is annotated as NACHT, LRR and PYD domains-containing protein 12-like. The coding region runs from base 1 to 3045 and encodes 1014 amino acids. NCBI's taxonomy places the organism in Eukaryota, Metazoa, Chordata, Actinopteri, Scombriformes, Scombridae. Gene Ontology annotation, molecular function: protein binding. The transcript has 6 exons. The record is from RefSeq and is a predicted model, not a curated record.
AUGACGAAGGUGGACCUGCUGAACACUCUGGACGAUUUGAAAAAUGAGGAAUUCAAGCACUUCAAGUGGUGUCUGCAGGAGCCUGAUAUUCUGGAAGAGCACCAAGCCAUCAAAGCAUCCCGGCUGGAGAAUGCAGAGAGACGACACACCGUGGAUCUGAUGGUGCAGACCUACCAACUUCCUGGAGCUGUGGAGGUCACCAAGAAGCUUUUAAAGACGAUCAACAGGAAUGAUCUGCUGCAGAGUUUACCAGACAUCAUCUCAGGACCAGAAGGUGUGAUUCCAGUACCAGAACCACGACACAUCUCAUAUUACCAAGACGGUCUUCAGUCAAACCUCAAUGACCGCUUUAUGUGUGCACCACAGGGGUGGACUGCAGAUAAGCAACAUAUGGUUGAUAGCUACACAGAGCUGUACAUCACAGCAGGUGGUGAUGUACACAUCAACCCACAGCAUGAGAUCAUGCAGAUUGAGGCAGCAGGGAAGCCAGCAGACACAGAGAAACCAAUUCAACCCAGUGACAUGUUCAAAGACCCUUCUGGAGAAUAUAAACCCAUCAGAACAGUUCUGACCAAUGGAAUCGCAGGAAUUGGAAAAACGUUCCUUGUACAUAAGUUUGUGUUGGACUGGGCUGAAGGACGAGCCAAUCAAGAUGUGCAUCUCAUUUUCCCCUUCACCUUCCGUCAGCUGAAUCCACUAAAGGAGGAAAAGUUUAGUUUGGCAGAGCUCAUUCAUGAAUGCAUCCCAGAAACUAAAGACAUCAAGGAGGAGGCUCUAAAUCACAUCUUUACAACUCUGCAGUCAUCAGGAAACACCAACUUUGACAAGAGUCCAUUCAGACUUCUGUUUGUUUUGGAAGGACUGGAUGAGAGCCGCCUUCAACUGGACUUUAAUGGAAAAGGUAUUCGCUCCAUUGAUGUAACAAAGUCAACUAGAGUAGAAGUACUGCUGAGAAACCUCAUCAAUGGGAAACUACUACGCUCAGCUCGCAUCUGGAUAACCACACGACCUGCAGCAGCCAAUCAGAUCCCUCGAGACUUUGUUGACAACAUGACAGAGGUCAGAGGAUUCACUGACCGACAGAAGAAGGAGUACUUCAGGAAGAGAUUCAGAGAUGAGAAGCAGGCCAGAACCAUCAUCUCCCACAUCAAGACAUCACAAAGCCUCCACAUCAUGUGCCACAUGCCAGUCUUCUGCUGGAUCACUGCUACAGUUCUGGAGGAUGUGUUGAGCAGAGAGAGAGGAGAGCUGCCCAAGACCCUGACUGAGAUGUACACAGAAUUCCUGGUGUUUCAGAUUGAUCGGACAAAAGAUAGAUAUGGACCAGAAAAGUGCAUUCAGUACGUUAAAUCAUUGGCAGAACUGGCUUUCCACCAGUUGGAAAAGGGCAACCUGAUCUUCAACGAGAAAGACCUGAAAGAGAGUGGCAUUGAUGUCAGUGGAGCCUCAGUGUGCUCAGGAGUCUUCACACAGAUCUUUAAAGUGGAACGUGGGAAGAAGAAAAAUUACAAAAAGAUGUUCAGCUUUGUUCAUCUGAGUGUUCAGGAGUUUCUUGCUGCUCUCCAUGUGAAGAUGUCACUCAUCAACAGCAACAAAAAUGUGAUGCCUUUACCACGACCAAUACUCCAACACCUGCGACUACUUUUAAGGAAAACCUCUACAACAAAGAUCCACAGGAUUGCCAUCGUAAAUGCCUUACAGAGUCCAAAUGGACACCUGGACUUGUUCCUUCGCUUCCUCCUGGGUCUUUCACUGCAGACCAAUCAGGAUAAACUACAAGACCUGCUGAUAAAGACAGAAGGUAGCUCAGAGACCAAUCAGAAAACAGUCAAGUACAUCAAGAAGAAGCUCAGUGAGAAUGUGUCUGCAGAGAGAAGCAUCAAUCUGUUCCACUGUCUAAAUGAACUGAAUGAUCGUUCUCUAGUGGAGGAGAUCCAACAGUUCCUGAGUUCAGGAAGUCUCUCCACAGAUGAACUGUCUCCUGCUCAGUGGUCAGCUCUAGUCUUCAUCUUACUGUCAUCAGAAAAAGAUCUGGACGUGUUUGACCUGAAGAAAUACUCUGCUUCAGAGGAGGCUCUUCUGAGGCUGCUGCCAGUGGUCAAAGCCUCCAACAAAGCUCUGUUGAGUGGCUGUGAUCUGACUGAGAGAAGCUGUGAAGCUCUGUCUUCAGUUCUCAGUGCCCGGUCCUCCAGUCUGAGAGAUCUGGACCUGAGUCACAAUGAUCUGCAGGAUUCAGGAGUGAAGCUGCUGUCAUCUGGACUGGAGAGUCCAAACUGUACACUGGAGUCACUCAGACUGUCAGGUUGUAUGAUCACAGAGGAAGGCUGUGCUUCUCUGGCCUCAGCUCUGAGUGCCAACCCCUCCCAUCUGAGAGAGCUGGACCUGAGCUACAAUCAUCCAGGAGACUCAGGAGAGAAGAUCCUGACUGCUGGACUGGAGGAUCCGAGCUGGAGACUGGACACUCUCAGACUGGAUCAUGGUGGAGAACAGAGGCUGAAACCUGUUCCAAAGAGGUAUGUCUGUGAACUCACAGUGGACAAAAACACAGUGAACAGAAACCUCAAACUGUCUGACAACAACAGGAAGGUGACACAUGUGACAGAGAAGCAGCCAUAUCCUGAUCAUCCAGACAGAUUUCAUCACUGGUCUCAGCUGAUGUGUACAGAAGGUCUGACUGGUCGCUGUUACUGGGAGGUCGAGUGGAGAGGAGAAGUUCUUAUAUCAGUGACUUAUGGAGGAAUCAGCAGGAGAGGAUGCAGUUAUGACUUUUUGUUUGGAAGGAAUGAUCAGUCCUGGAGUCUCAGGUGCUCUGCUGGUGGUUACUUUUACUGUCACGAUAACAGAGAAAAAUUUAUCCCCUCCUCCUCCUCCUCCUCCCCUGUCUCUCACAGAGUAGCAGUGUAUGUGGACUGUCCUGCUGGCACUCUGUCCUUCUACAGAGUCUCCUCUGACACACUGAUCCACCUCCACACCUUCAAAACCACCUUCACUGAACCUCUGUAUGCUGGGUUCUGGUUCUGGUCUGGAUCUUCAGUGUCUCUGUAG